GGGCAUUUCCGUAUGUGGUGAAGCGCUGCCGCCAUUUUGUCCGUUUAUACAAGCAGGCCGGGAACGUCGUCGACCAGUGCUCUUGUAUGAAAUCAAGUUUUAAACAGUCAAAUCCAUAGAACUGGAUCCGUACAGCUUGGAGCCAACCCUCAAGACGUGCACCUGGAAACGUCUUAUCCACUGCAGGGAGGCUUCCAAGGGCCCUGUAGAAGCACUGAAGAGUUCCUGACCUGCAGUAUUGCCUGGCUGUGAUGAGCAUGACCAACAAAGGAGAUGACUGCUACUUCUACUACUACUCAACAUGCACCAAGGGUGAUAGUUGCCCUUUCAGACACUGCGAGGCUGCCAUGGGUAGCGAGAUUAUGUGCAGCCUUUGGCAGGAGAACCGUUGCUUCCGCAGUGUAUGCAAGUUUCGCCACAUGGAAAUAAAAAAAAACCGCAAAGAAAUCCCUUGUUACUGGGAAACCCAACCGGGUGGCUGCCAAAAACCACAUUGUGCUUUUCAUCAUGAGAAGCCACGUGUGAUUGAUGGGCUGUAUGUCCCCCCAGACAAAGGGCCAGCUGUAAGAAAGGAAAAAGAUGAGGAGACUCCACAGGAGGACCAUGUUUUAUCUGCUACGGCCCCCAUUUCCAACCCCACCAACCCCCAGCUAAGAGGUGUCAUUAAGUCGGAGACUCAGGAGAGUGUCCCCAGUCCUACACACCCACCAGUAGUCAUUAAUCCUGUGGACGAUGAGGAUGAUGAAGAUGAUCAGGUCUCUGAAGAGGGAGAUGAAGCUUCCAGUGUCUCUCCAAGGAAACUUAUGAACUCUAGCAAAGAUGAUUCUCUCAACUUUGGUAUCAAUACCUUGGAGGAGAUCAGGUUAAGGAAAGCUCUGAAGGCCAAUCUAAAAAGAGCUGGCCAUCCCAGUAGCAACGGAGCUGGCACAGAGAAGGAAAAUAUUCAGUCUCUCACACAGCUGGCUUCUCUUGCUACCAAGAGUGAGUCUUCUGUGUUGGAGGACCCUGGAAAAAGGAAAGUCACUGACAGGCUUGGAAAAAGACUUAACAGAGACAUCCCUGUGGAAGGUGACCUUUGUCUGAAAGCGAGCCUUGCUGAGCGCCUUGGUGGAUUUGUAGGCUCGCCUCAGAACAACCCAGAUAUGCCUCCUCAGAAAGCUGUAAAACCUGUGCAUGAAAGACUUGGAACAGCCCCUGACCUCACCGCACCCAAGUCACCUAACACUGAGCCAAAGCCAUCUGGGGAGAUCCGGAUCAAAACUCUCGAAGAGAUCCGCAAAGAGAAGGCUACUAAGUCCCAAUUGCAGCGUAAAGGUGUCAGAGUUGUAAUGGAGGUGCCAGUAAAAAGCUCCACCAAAAAAGGGAACAGGCCUGUGAGUGGACCGCAAGUAAAGACCUUCUCUGAGCUCCUGCAUGAGAAGAAAAAGCUGCAGGAGGACAAGGGGGUGUCUCAGCAAGGUAGUUCCAGCCCAGAGAGAACUGAAGGCCUUGAAAAUGCUGUAGCAGUCAAAGUAGCUGCUCAGUCAGGGGAGGUCAGAGUGAAGACCCUCGAUGAGAUUCGCAAGGAAAAAGCUGCAAGGAUGCAAGCACAAGCACAGGCCCAGGACACUUCAAGUGACAACACCGUUAGUUCAAAUGAUGUGGCUGUGAAGAGGCGAAUUCUUCGCAUCAGCAAGAACACAUCAGCCGCUUCAACCAUUCCCUUGAAGAAGUCACAAGAUUCUGAGAAGAAAGUGGAUCAUGUGGCAGAGUCUGCCAAUGGAAAAAGUGACCCCUCGAGCCAAGGUGUUACGGUAAAGUCCUUUGAGGAGAUCAUGCGAGAGAAAAAACUUCGCAAGCAGCAGGAGAAUCAGGCCCUAUCUACCAGCCAGCCAGACCAACCUGGUCAGAAAUCAACCCCAGCACUUUCUGAGGAGAAGCCUCCUGUUGUAAUCAGAUCGCGCAUAACUGGACCUGCAGCAGCCCCACUAUCCACAGAGUUCUCAGACCAAGCAAAGCCUUCUGUACGACAGCGUCUUGGCAUCAAACCCCAGCCCUCCCCUCCUGUGCCUGUGGUAAUACCAGAGAAGAUGUCUCCAGAGGCACAAGCCGAGGAGAACUCUCUCAUCCCAAAUCCAAAGAAACUGAAGCUGUCACCUACAGUAGCUCCUCAUAGGCAAGCAGCAGAAGUGGCGGUUUCUCCAGGCUCCAACUCGCAGGAGCCACAAAUGGAGAAGAAUCAAGAAGCCCCCAAAACGUCCCCAAGCAAAGUCAUGGAAACGAAAGUGAGGCCCAAGUUGAAUGUGAAACCUUCUGUGAUGAAGCCAGCUGCUCAGGUAAAACUUGGCCAGAAGAGGAAAACUGCAGGGAGUCAUUGCUCUGCUGUUGCUGCAGUGAAACCUCUUAAUGCUAUCCCAGCACCUGAAAUUCAGCCGCCCUGCAAGCACAUCGAGUCGACUGCUACGGUCUGCAGUUCAGAAGUUGGCGCUGGUACCCAACAAAUGUCAUCUCUUGUGGAAGACGGCAUAAACCUUCCCAGCAAAACUAUGUCGCCAGUGACUGAGACUCUCUCUGUCCCACAAAGUCCUGUUGUUAAAACACCGACCCUGUCUCGGGCACGUCGGCAGAGUUUGGUUUCUGCUCGCGCUGCUACUAAUCCAGGAAGCUCCUCCAUGGUGGAUGACUUUGAGGACCUGUUGGAUGAAUUCACUGAUGACAAGUUGGAGGAUGAGAUGGAGCUGGACCCUGGCAAGGGCGAGGAUGAUCUCCUGCUAGAGCUCUCAGAAAUGAUUGACGGCUAGGCCUGAGCUCAGGAAAUCAUGGAAUUACAUUAAGCUCUGUAUACCCCAGCCCUAAUCCACUGCCACCUAAGAUAGAACGGAC
Colossoma macropomum (tambaqui) is the source of this 2862-nucleotide messenger RNA. It is a transcript of the gene zc3h11a, whose product is annotated as zinc finger CCCH-type containing 11A. NCBI's taxonomy places the organism in Eukaryota, Metazoa, Chordata, Actinopteri, Characiformes, Serrasalmidae. The record is from RefSeq and is a predicted model, not a curated record. The transcript is spliced from 17 exons. Gene Ontology annotation, molecular function: metal ion binding. Bases 252 to 2780 code for a protein of 842 amino acids.